Molecule: messenger RNA, 1824 nt
Organism: Daldinia loculata
Lineage: Eukaryota; Fungi; Ascomycota; Sordariomycetes; Xylariales; Hypoxylaceae
Product: putative choline dehydrogenase
Exons: 6
Coding region: 1-1824 (607 amino acids)
Biological process (GO): secondary metabolite biosynthetic process
Molecular function (GO): flavin adenine dinucleotide binding; oxidoreductase activity, acting on CH-OH group of donors
Source: RefSeq, a predicted model, not a curated record
AUGGCUACUGCAUUUGCCCUUAUAUCGCUCGCAUUUUGCUUGCAGAUCCAAAGCACAUACGCUGCGCCGCACUAUGGACUUUUGCAACUUGAAUUUGACUAUGUCGUCGUCGGAAGUGGGCCGGGAGGCCUUACGAUAGCAUCUCGACUAUCUGAAGAUCCAAAUGUCUCAGUCGCGGUGAUCGAGGCGGGAACAUGGUCCGAGAAAGUAACAGGGAACCAAAGCCAAGUUCCUUCAUACGACUACUACUACAACGGAAAAUCCCCUAAUGAUACCAAUCCAUUGGUUGAGUGGGGAUUUCUCACGACGCCGCAAGCGGGCAUCGAUGACCAAAUUGUGCAUUAUAGUCGGGGAAAAUCAAUCGGUGGUUGUAGCAAUUUAAACUAUAUGUCCUAUAUCCACACAUCUAAAGGUGCACUCCAAAUGUGGGCUGACACUGUGGGAGAUGAUGCCUACGCCUUUGAUAGUGCUUGGAACUACUACCGCAAGAGCAUGAACUUCACGCCGCCGAAUACUGAGCUUCGAUUAGCCAAUGCAACAGUCGCAUGGGAGACAGUUGAAGCGGCCGAAGGGGGACCGUUGGACGUCAGUUUCUCGUCUUGGGCUCAGUCUUGGAGUACCUGGGUUGCCGAAUCUAUGGACUCGGUUGGGAUCCAUAACACGAAUGUCUUUCUCAAUGGCAUCCUCAAUGGUUCUGCGUGGUUGGCGUCAACUAUCAAUCCCCGCAAUGGCCAUCGUGAAUCUGCUGCAACGGCCUUCCUAACGCCAUACCUGAGCCGCCCCAAUCUUAAAGUCUUCGACCUCACCCUUGCAGAACGCAUUAUUUUCGAUGCCAAUAAAACAGCUCGCGGCGUGCAUGUUAGUUCUGCCAACGGAACGCGCACGAUUGGGGCAAGGCGCGAGGUCAUCGUGUCGGGCGGCACGUUCCAGUCGCCACAGCUUCUACAGGUAUCCGGCGUCGGCCCGACCGAGCUUCUUACUCAACACAACGUUACUGUUAUUGCGGAUCGACCAGGUGUAGGCCAGGGUUUGAAUGACCACAUAUUUUACGGCAUAGCCUAUCGUGUAAAUGUUGAGACUGUGUCAGCACGCAUGUAUGGCGAUGCUAACGCCAUAGCCAUCGAGCAAUUCAACGCAAAUGGCACUGGGCCGUUAGCAAGCCCCGGCGGUGACUACGUCGGAUUUGAGAAGCUCCCUCAGGAUAUACGACAGGAAUUCUCACCUUCCACAGUGAACGAGCUCUCUUCUCUCCCCGAUGACUGGCCGGAGAUGCAAUAUCUCUCCCUCCCUAACUACGUUGGAAACUUCGAGUCCGCAAGUAUUGGUUCCCCCAAAGAUGGGUAUAUGUACGCAACUCUACUUGCUACUCUAAUCGCUCCAUCCUCGAAGGGUAGCGUUAACAUCUCUUCUCCUCGGAUGAGCGACCACCCACUCAUUAACCCCAACUGGCUUACGACUCAGCGAGAUAUUGACUUGGUGAUUGGCGGAUUUAAGCGACUUCGUCAGAUACUUGAGUCGCCAGUAAUGGGAAAUGUCACCAUUGGCCCCGAGUAUUAUCCAGGAUACAAUGUAACGACCGAUGAGCAGAUCCAUCAGCAAGUAAAGGAGAGCUUUAACACCAUGUAUCAUGCUAGCUCGACUUGCAAGAUGGGUCCAUCGAAUGAUGACUAUGCUGUUGUAGAUCAACAUGCUCGGGUGUAUGGGGUUAGCAACUUGAGGGUUGUUGACGCUUCUGUCUUCCCAUUCCUGCCGCCUGGUCUUCCUCUGGCCACUAUUUAUAUGCUGGCUGAAAAGAUCGCUGAAGAUAUAAAGAAUGGACAUUAG